UUAGCUUCAUUUCCGCCUUAUUGCACCAUACGAAGUUAUUGCUGUUAGGGUUGUGUUUUGAUAGUUUUUAUAAUUAUAAACAGUACAUAAUACUAACGCAAAACUGUUUUAUUUACUUUUAAGAUAACAUUAGUAUAUCAAAGCAUUGAAAUAUAAAAAGAAUGGCAGAAUCAGAUUGGAGUGAAGUUACUUACAUUGGACACAGACCUGGCAAGGCAAGCCAGUUGAGGUCCAAACAGGCUGUCAACUCUGCACUAAGGACAGGCGCAGACAUUGAAACCAAUAAGAAAUAUGCUGGAGGUCAAAAUAAACAAAUGUCUGCCAACAAAAAUACAGCUAAACUUGAUAGGGAAACAGAAGAGUUACACCAUGAACAUGUCGCAUUGGAUGUGGCCAAACUUAUUCAACAAGGUCGCCAAGCGAAGGGCUGGACCCAAAAGGACCUUGCCACUAAAAUCAAUGAGAAGCAACAAGUUGUGAAUGACUAUGAAGGUGGCAAAGCUAUUCCUAAUCAACAAGUUAUUGGGAAGCUUGAAAGAGUUUUAGGAAUGAAGCUUCGUGGCAAAGAUAAAGGUCAACCACUAAAUACAAAAUGAAAGAAUCAAGAUUUAUUUGCUGACCACCCCUUGUUCUAAAGAGAAUGGUUUGCACCAGCAGUCUUAAUUACAAUGAGGGUGUGGUCUCUCUGCCCUUAUGUUUUUAUCAAGUUUAACUUUCAUUUCAAAUCAUGAGUUUGUUUCCACCAACACUUCUAGCCAACUUGUGAUCAGAUGAAGCUUACUAACAGAAACAUACAUUAUGGAUUCCAGUGGGAUCAUUGGAUAUGUCUGCUGCCAAAAUAGAAGUGUUUUUUUUUUUUUUUUUUUUUCUUCUAGUGGAAAUAGUUUUCUUUUUUUUUUUUUUUUUCUUUAGACAUUUGGUGCUUUUGUUUUUUUGUGUUUUUUUUUUUUUUAAAGAAGAAAAAAAUUAGCAUCUCCUACGUUGUUAUUUUAAAUUUUUCUUAUAGCCACUUCAUUGAUUUAGCACAAAUUGUCAAUGUGUCUCUGAAAUAAUGAAGUCUAUAAACACCAGAAUAUAAAGUGCAUUCAAAUGUUAAAGUUGCUUCUUUUUAAUAAUAAAAUGAUUUUCAAAAUCUUAACAUUUUAAUGGAUUUUUUUGUUUUGUAGGGAAAUUAUUUUUUAUUUUAAAUACUUGUACAAAUGUACUUUCAAUGAAUCAUUUAGAAAAAUCUUGACUGAUCUCACAACCACAUUAGUGCCUUGGAUUGAGUUGUUUCCCCUCAAGCUGUACAAACCACACUGUCACCAAUAUGUUUAUAUUUUUACACAAGUUUUUGAACUUAAUCAGUAUAAAGCUGUGAUUGUCAUACACCAAAUAUUUUAUUUACUAAGUGGUUUCUAUGCUAUUAAAGAAAAUAAGUAUUUGGGUUUCUGAGGUGUUGAUCCAAAAGCGUGUAGUCAAUGAUUACAUGUGCAAAUUGUCAUACAUAGGAACAUGUUGAUGUCAAUAGAAAUAGUUUUGAGAGUCAAUGAAUAUUAAAGUGAACAUUGUUGAGAGUACAAAGUCAUGUUUUUGUGUCAAAUAAAAAGUUGACACAGUUACAAUCUUGUAACUUGCAUUUAUGCAUCUUUUGUACAUAAAAAUCUUGAACUUCUGGGAUGUUCUUGAAAUUUGUGCUAAAUCCUUGACAGGCUUCAAAUUAAAAUAUUUUAAUUAGGAAUCUCAAUUAUAAAAUGAGUGAUUGUUUGAUCAUAGGGUAGAAUGUCAUUUGUUUGAUCCAAGGGGAUAUUAUGAAUGUAAGACUUUGGUGUUUAUAUAUUACGAAAGCUGCCAUUAACAUUUCCUACCAGAUUCAUGAAUCUUGUUCAUAUUGGAUUGUUUUUAAUUUGAUCUUAUUAAAAUUAUUGAAAGUCAACAA
This is a messenger RNA of Biomphalaria glabrata, 1918 nucleotides long. RefSeq names its product endothelial differentiation-related factor 1 homolog. NCBI's taxonomy places the organism in Eukaryota, Metazoa, Mollusca, Gastropoda, Planorbidae. The record is from RefSeq and is a predicted model, not a curated record. Gene Ontology annotation, molecular function: DNA binding. The coding region runs from base 162 to 596 and encodes 144 amino acids. Gene Ontology annotation, cellular component: nucleus. The transcript is spliced from 5 exons.